AUGAGCCAACAACAACAAAAGAAGCCUUUGCAACAAUCCCCCUCUUCAGUAGCACCAAAUAAACCUCAACAACCACAACAACAACAUGGAGAGAAGAAGAAAUUGGAUGCCCGUAUCAAGACAUUGAUAGAAAAUUGUGUAAAAACGAGACACCGAUCGUUUUUUGUCGUGGUAGGAAAUAGAGCAAGAGAGCAAUUGGUGAAUUUGCACUAUAUGCUUGCAAAGGCUAGAGUAAAGACUUCACCUUCUAUUCUUUGGUGUUAUAAGAAAGAUUUGGGAUUUAUUGCUGAUGCCAAGAGUAGAAAUAGAACCAUCAUCAAAAAGUAUGGAAAACAAGGAGACGAUGAAGUACAAAAGCAUCUCAACACACCAUUCAACUUGUUUUUGUCUGCUAAUGAUAUUCGUUAUUGUUACUUUAAAGAGACUCAAAACAUUCUCGGUAAUACGUAUGGAAUGUUAGUUUUGCAAGAUUUUGAAGGUAUAACUCCAAAUGUUUUGGCAAGAACGAUUGAAACUGUAGAAGGAGGAGGAAUGAUUGUUUUAUUGCUUCCUGAAAUGCAAUCACUUAAGCAAUUGUAUACAAUGACCAUGGAUGUUCAUUCUCGUUUUAGAACUGGUCAUGAUGAUGUAGAAAUUACAGCCAGAUUUAACGAAAGAUUUUUAUUGUCUUUGGCUUCCUGUAAACAGUGUCUUGUCGUAGACGACCAGUUGAAUAUUUUACCAAUUUCUUCACAUAUUAAGGAUAUCAAACCAGUCGUUUUGGAUGAAGAGGAGAGGCUUGAAAAUCACAUAUUGUCAACAAAAGAAAAAGAAUUGCAAGAUUUAAAACAAAAACUUCAAGAACAUCAACCUCUUGGAACGCUAGUUUCUCAAGCAAAAUCAUUGGAUCAAGGAAAAGCCAUUCUAAAAUUUGUUGAUGCCAUUUCAGAAAAAACCCUUCAAACAACAGUAGCUUUAUUGGCUUCAAGAGGUAGAGGUAAAUCUGCCGCUCUUGGUCUUGCCAUUGCUUCAGCUGUUUCUUAUGGCUACUCUAACAUUUUCGUCACAUCACCAAGUCCAGAGAACUUGAAGACACUUUUCGAAUUCAUUAUCAAGGGCUUGGAAAGUUUAAAGUAUAAGGAUCAGCAAGAUUUUGAAAUUGUCCAAUCUACAAAUCCUGCCUUCAACAACGCUGUGGUGAGAUUGAACAUUUUUAAAAAUCAUAGACAAACCAUUCAAUAUAUUCAACCUGAAGAUAGUCAAAAAUUGGGCCAAUGUGAGCUAUUGGUUAUCGACGAAGCUGCUGCCAUUCCUUUACCUCUCGUUAAGAAAUUAUUAGGUCCUUAUUUGAUUUAUAUUUCAUCUACAAUUAAUGGUUAUGAGGGAACUGGACGAUCUUUGUCUUUGAAAUUAUUAGAACAAUUGAAAGAAAAAGGACAAAAGCAAACAGGUAAAUUGACUUCAGGUGCGCGAAAGUAUUUCGAAAUCAAACUUGAAGAGCCAAUCAGAUAUGGUGAAGGUGACAAUGUCGAACGUUGGCUUUAUGAUGUACUCUGUUUAGAUGCCACAUCAGCUGUUCCAAUCACCUCGAAGUGUCCUCAUCCAUCAGACUGUAACUUGUAUUAUGUUAACCGUGAUACUUUGUUCUCAUACAACCAAGCAUCUGAAGCAUUUUUACAUAAUAUGAUGUCGUUAUAUGUUUCAUCACAUUACAAGAAUACACCUAACGAUUUGCAAUUAAUGUCAGAUCAUCCAUCUCAUCACUUGUUCGUGUUAUUGGGACCUAUUGAUGAAAAUUCUUCCUCACUUCCUGACAUUUAUUGUGUUAUUCAAGUAUGCAUGGAAGGUAAAAUCAAUAGACAAACAGUGCUUGCAAACUUAUCAAAGGGUCUAAAUCCUGGCGGAGAUUUAAUUCCAUAUCUUGUUUCAAGACAAUACCAAGAGUCAGAUUUUGCUGCUUUAUCAGGAGUUAGAGUUGUGAGAAUUGCAACACAUCCUGAAUAUAAGAGAAUGGGUUACGGUACAAGAGCUCUUGAAUUACUCACGAAGUACUAUCAAAACGAAAUUCAAAAUCUCGAUGAAGUUAUUGAAGAAGAACAAACUCAACAAGUCACUGAAGUGAAACCUGUUGGUCUUGCUCACGAAGAAAUCAAACCACGAAGUAAGAAUGAAUUACCUCCUUUGUUGCAAUCACUCGAAGAAAGAUCACCAGAACCUGUGCACUACAUGGGUGUUUCUUAUGGUAUGACGCAACAACUUUUUAAUUAUUGGAAGAAGAAUGGAUUUGCUCCUGUUUAUAUUCGUUUAACACCAAAUGAAUUAACUGGUGAACACUCUUGUGUCAUGCUGAAGGCAUUGACAACCACUCCACCAGAGACUAGAAAAUGGUUAGAUUCAUUUGUUGAAGAUUUUAAGAGAAGAUUCCUUUCCUUAUUAGCUUAUGACUUUUCUAACUUCAACGCUGCUCUCACAUUAAGUAUUCUUGAUUACAAGAUGGAAGACUCUGUAGCUUUAGGAUCCAAGUCUUUGACUGUUACUGAAAUGGAUCAAUAUAUUUCCAAGUUUGAUCUGAAAAGACUCACUUCAUACUCUAAGAACUUGGUUGAUUAUCAUAUGCCAUUCAAUCUCUCCUUUGCCCAGGCUGCGAUCAUGAUUGGAGUUGGAUUGCAGCAUAAGAAGAUUGAGGACGUUGGAAAGGACAUUGAUUUGCAAAGUAAUCAAAUUUUGGCUCUUUUCAAUAAGGCAGUUCGAAAGUUUGUUAAAUAUUUCAAGAUCAUUGACAAACAAAGAUUUGUUACAAAUAGUUCAGCGCCAAAGAACUCAAAGGAUGAUGACGACAAUGACCAAACGAUGAACAAUGACGACGAAAAUUAUGUCGAAAAUGAUAAGGGCAAUGUUAAUUUUGAUGAGUUGGACAAAAUGGAUAGUGACGAUGAAGAUGAAGAGAAAAAUAAGAAGCCAGCAAAUAAGGACAUUCUCGAUCUUUUUGAAAAACCACUUGAAGAGACAGAUGAGCGAUUCUCAACUCAAAAGAAGAGAAAGACCAUUGCAAAAGAACCUCAAGAUGAAGAGCCUGAAAAGAAAAAGAAAAAGGAUGACCCAAAGAGAAAGGAAUUCUUACAAGAAGUCAUCUCGAAAGGCGAAUAUAAAAUUACAGGUAUUUCAGAAGAGGACAUUGAAAGAGGUGUUGAAGAAAGUGGAGGACUUACAAGCUCUUCCAUCAGCGUAGGAACUGACAAGUCAAACACAGAGCCAAAAGAAGUGAAGAAGUACAUGCUCAAAAGUGAAAAGGAAAUUAAGCAAAUUGAAAAGCAAUAUCAAAACAAAUUUUUCAAGAAGGGAGGAAAGAAGAAGCGACAAGUGAAGCAUUAA
Naegleria fowleri is the source of this 3351-nucleotide messenger RNA. RefSeq lists its product as uncharacterized. Gene Ontology annotation, biological process: rRNA acetylation involved in maturation of SSU-rRNA. Gene Ontology annotation, molecular function: 18S rRNA cytidine N-acetyltransferase activity; ATP binding; tRNA binding. Gene Ontology annotation, cellular component: nucleolus; 90S preribosome. The coding region runs from base 1 to 3351 and encodes 1116 amino acids. The transcript has 5 exons. Lineage: Eukaryota; Heterolobosea; Eutetramitea; Acrasida; Naegleriidae. The record is from RefSeq and is a predicted model, not a curated record.